Pelobates fuscus (common spadefoot toad) is the source of this 5975-nucleotide messenger RNA. It is a transcript of the gene RETREG2, whose product is annotated as reticulophagy regulator family member 2. The coding region runs from base 1402 to 2901 and encodes 499 amino acids. Gene Ontology annotation, cellular component: membrane. The transcript is spliced from 10 exons. NCBI's taxonomy places the organism in Eukaryota, Metazoa, Chordata, Amphibia, Anura, Pelobatidae. The record is from RefSeq and is a predicted model, not a curated record.
AGCAGGGAGAGAGAGAGAGAGACAGUCACAGCAGGGAGAGAGAGAGAGACAGUCACAGCAGGGAGAGAGAGAGAGACAGUCACAGCAGGGAGAGAGAGAGAGACAGUCACAGCAGGGAGAGAGAGAGAGACAGUCACAGCAGGGAGAGAGAGAGAGACAGUCACAGCAGGGAGAGAGAGAGAGACAGUCACAGCAGGGAGAGAGAGAGAGACAGUCACAGCAGGGAGAGAGAGAGAGACAGUCACAGCAGGGAGAGAGAGAGAGACAGUCACAGCAGGGAGAGAGAGAGAGACAGUCACAGCAGGGAGAGAGAGAGAUUCAUAGCAGGGAGUAAAGGAGAGAGAGAGAGAGAGAGAUUCACAGCAGGGAGUAAAGGAGAGAGAGAGAUAUAUAACCAGGGCAGAGACAGGCAGAAAUACGCAGGGCAGAGAUACCCAGAACAGGGAGAAAGAGAUUCCCAGAGAGAGAUUUUUUUUCACAGGGUAUGGGUACAUAGGGAGAGAUACCACAGGUGAGAGACUCAGAGAAAGACAUCCUAGGAGGGAGAAAAAGUGAGAUAUACUACAUGACAGGGACACAGAGAGAGGUACCUAGGGGAGAGUGCAUGUAAAAUCAAACCAAGACCAGUUAAAUCAGGGGCUAGAAUAGACUACAAAGUGGAAUCCGUGUCUGAGGGACAUCCAUAAAGAUAUACCCCCAGGUCAGAAAAAACACAGGGGCAGGACAUAAAUCAAAUCUGGGAGAAAUGAACCAGGGGUCAGAGUUAUAGAAAAAUAAAUGGUGGGUUUCCAAUAGCAACAAAGAGUGUUUUACGGGGUAUAGGAGAUAGGUGUGGACAAAUUAAGCAACUGCUAAUUAUUAGGGGUGUAUUCAAAGCCUGACUGUUGAUGUGGUAGAACCUGUUUGCAAACUGCUCAGGGGCACACAGGUAUCAAAAAUUUGUGGUUGGCUAGAGAUUAUAGACCCUGCUGAAGAGUAAAUUCUGUGUAGAAUUGUGAGACAUGGUAGGAAUAUAGCCUAAAAGUAAGGAUGUGUUUAUUUGAAUUAAGGUUUAAAACCGCGCAUGCGGAGUUUGUAGGACUUUACAUCUAGUAUUGCUAAAGUAGUGGUCAUUUUGGUAUAAGUAGGACACUGGAAGAGGAAAGGGAGCAGAGUGCUUUGUUGUGCCUAUUGUUAUGUUUAGGAUAAAGGAUGUGUGAGAACUGUUUUUAAUUACUGCAAGAGAAAAGGCUUAAGUUAUCUUGAAAUCCGUUGAGAUGCAGCAGUGAGGGAGGUUUGAGAUAAAGGGAAUGUUGUGGAGAGACUCAGGAGGAACUUUGUUACAUUUAAUUUCUGGAAGUUUAUUAGAACUGGGAAAAAGGUUGUGCUGAAGAAAAUCUGAACCGCACAUCUGGGCCGGCCAUGGCUGCCAAUACUGGUGAUGUCUCAGAGGAUAAAAAGAUGCAGAGGGAAGAUGUUGCACCCUGGCCUUCAGGGGAGCAAUUACUGAAUGAAGAGAAAAGUGGCCGGGUUCCUGGAGCCUCAGAAGAGGACAUGAAAAUGCUGGAAGCCAAUCUGUUCCUUAGACUGCAAGAAUGGGGACCCGUGCUCACCGCCGGACAGCGGCUUUUGGUGUGGGAGAGACCACUGCCCAGUCUUCUGACCGCAGCUGCUGUACAUGGGACCUUUUGGCUCUUUUCAUACUUGACUCCGAGGCCUUUCUUCUUGCUCAGUUUGGUGCUCUUGUGUCUGCUGGGUAUAGACCGCUGUAAGGCAUCACUACUUGCUCGGUUUAAAGCAACACCUCGGGUGGAUCCUUCAAGUGAAAGUGAAACCAUGACAGCAGGAGGACCGGACCGCAUGCUAAGUGUCUCGGAGCUGUGCCACUAUCUGGCCGAGAGCUGGUUCACCUUUCGCCAGUACAUUCAGGAAAUCCUGCAAUACAAAAAGCAAAACCCAGGCAGGUUCUGUGCCAUGGUGUGCUCGGGCUGUGCCGUGCUGACAGUCCUUGGGUAUUAUAUUCCAGGCAUUAUGAUCUGCUAUAUAAUACUUCUUAGUGUCCUCCUGUGGCCCUUGGUGGUGUAUCGAGAGCUGAUCCAAAGAAUGUACACAGCACUGGAGCCAGUUCUUAUGAAGCUUGACUACAGCAUGAAGGGAGAACGGCUGCCACGUUCACACAAAAAACGACAAGCAAAGAAGGAACCUGAAGAAGGAGAGCAAUUGGUGGCAGAGACGGACAGUGAAAGCGAGAUUGAACUUUCUGGAUUCUCUCCUAAGCUGGAUGUGAGAAUUACCGCUUUGGCUCUCUCCAUCACUGACUCUGAGUUGUCUGACGAGGAAGCCUCAAUUCUAGAGAGUGGAGGAUUCUCUGUCUCCAGGGCCACCACACCACAGCUGACUGAUGUGUCUGAGGAUUUGGACCAACCUUGCACAGUGACUGAAGACAUGCCUCCCUCCAAGGAACACACAGUUGCACUUCCCUGGCUGGGCCCCUAUGAUAGUGAUGGAAGAGAAACCUCAGUGGAUGAGCCGCACAGCUUGCAACCAGAGUCGUUGACUUUAAAUCCAGAAGAGCUUUUGCCAACUCUGGCUUCUCCACUGCACUUCGUCAAUACACACUUCAACGGGAGAGGUCUGCCUCUUGGACUGGAAAGUGAUAUCCAUCCUUUGAGUGCAGAGAUGUUGGCGGGAACCAACUCUGCUACCGUGCAAGAACAAGGGUCACCCACUGCCACACAGGGACUCACGCCCUCAGAAUCCCAAGAGCCUGAGGGAGAUGGGGAAGAUUUUGAGCUCUUGGAGCAAGUAGAGCUGGAUUUGAUGCGGGAGGCUUUCAAAGAGGCUGAAAAGCAAACGGGCACCAGCAGCAGCUCCGAUUCACCAGCCUCUACCCACCCAGACCAGGAGAAGCCUGCUUCAUAGGGAUCUGAGAGACAGUGGUGUGUCACGUAGAGGUAUUCCUCACAAUGUGCACAUUAUCUCUGGUUGGCCGCUUUAGAAUCUUAGCUGAUUUUUAAAUGAUGCCUAAUUGACGCUUUUUAAAGGACGCCCAAUAUAAAACUGCAGAAUUUCGUACCAGGCUUUGGUUUAAAGCACAGUGCAUUGCCAGUCAUCCCUCCACACAUGGUUUUAGUUUUGUUUAUUUGUGGGUUUUUUUUUUUUUUAUUCAAAGUGCCCCUUAACUGUUUCAUCAGCCAUGCUUUUACUCUUUUUAUUGAAUAACAUUUUAUUUUGUUUUUUAACCCAUACUACUAGUUAUACCAUAGUCCUUGGUAAGAAGGAAUUUAUGUUCUGUCUCCUGACAGCCAAGAUUUCUGAAUCCCAUUCUAAAAUCAAAUUGACACCCUUAAAAUCGCUAAUAUUAAUACAAUAUGUAGGUCUGUCUGUCUGUUACAUUUUUAAUACCAGUUAAGUUUUAAUAGAAAUGCCUACCUUCUGGCCAGGGCAGUAAUUUUGUUAGUUCAGGUCUGUGUACAGGUUAGUUUGGAUUGGUUGUUGGUAGUGCAUUGAAGAUUGGUAAAGUAAAUACAAACGUAUUUUCAAAUUCAAUCAAAAGGAAAAAGUAAAAAAAAAAAACGCAAAAAAAGUGUGCAACAUAUUGAACCAUGUAGAGUAGCCAAUGGAAAGGAAUGGAUCCAAGACUAGGAGUAACAAGCUUAGUUGUCCCCGAUGUAAAACACUAUUUAUGCUUUUAUUUAAAAAAAAAAGAGAGAAAAUCAUAUUUCCUUUAGCCAACAGAAUUUCAGAACUACAGUAAACCACCCAAUGCCAGGCAAUAUCUCCAGUUGUACCCCACAGUGAUGCUGGUACAGCAAUCAUUUAUGCACUCUAAGCUAGGCGAAUAAUCAUUGUUACAAUAUUUAAUUGUAAUAUUGUGUCUCAUCUGUAGAGAUGAUUCCAUUUACACCAAGAAAAAGUCCUUCCUUUUCUGAAGCAUUGUAAUCUUCUUGGAAUAAGCUAUCCUGUUUGGGGGGGGGGGGGGGGGAGCAGGUUUUCAAUUCUUACUACUAACCUAGGGAGAUACUGGUCCAUUAAUCUUACAGAACACCAAUGAUUAUUGGUGGUCUGGAAUGGGUUUUCGGUAGUGGGUCCAGUAUGGUUGGAUUAAGAGGACGUAGUAGUUCUCAAUUUUGUUUUCAGUCCAUUUUCUUGAGGCAGUUGACUGUGUCUGAAGUUUUGGUGAGUGAUAACAGUCCAAAAACUCUGUUAACUAGGGUGCUUGGUGACCUUCUAGGAGCUGUGCAAGCUUGUCUCUUUCCUGGGGUUAGUGAGUGCUUGGGAUAUAACCGAUUUAUAAAUCAGAGGAAACACACAUGCAAUAAACUGAAUCUUGAGACUAGAACCUCAAUUACCAUCAUUAAAAUUAUUGCAAACUUGGGCAUUAAAAAAAAACAAAAAAAAAAAAACAUUCGGCCAUUGGGCGAAUGACCUCCGAUGAUGAGGAUGACGACAAAAAGCCUAGAAGAAGCUGAGUGGCUUGACAUAAUAGUAGUAUAGUGAUUUAUUGAGCAAUGAGAAACUCCAAAGUAUAGUAACAUGAAGGUAAAACUUUAAUAUGAUUUUUUUUUUAAUGAAACAAGGGACCAGUAAAGUAUGAAACAAACAGAAUGCAGCAAAAACCAAGAAUAACCCCCUCCCCAAAGUUAAUAUUCCAGCCAAAUUAGUACCAUUCAUGCCAUGUCCCAACAAAUCCCAAGUGAACAUCCUCUGACCCCCACCCCCGAGUAAGUGUUGUUUGCCCGAUAGAUUUGGCGAACACAGAAUGUUGAGAUAUGGAGUCAAACAUCACCUCCUAAUGAGUUGUGGCUGUUUUGAUAUCUGUGGGAUUCCAGAUAUAGGAUUGGUGUCUGACCAAGUCUUUUUUAUGAUCUGUUAGUUGUCUACAUCCAUUUUAAACGAAACAUUUUUAACAAAUUAAAAUUAAACAUUUUGAUCUCAAUGAAACACCUUAAAGACAGAAAAAAACAUAACUUUCAGAUAUCGCUUGUAGGGGUAAGCAAUCACAGACAGUCGAAACAUUAAUAUAUUUCUGGAUGUUUUAUCUCACACACUGAUUUUGGAUGUAACAACACAUGUUUGAGUGUCAUUUGCUCCCCCAGUAAAGUGAAAGGUCCGCUAUUAGAGCACCUUUAAAGACAUUUUCAAAGUAUAAAAAAACACUUAUUUGGAAAUGACCUAAAAAUACAAAUUGGCACAACCCAAGUCCCCCUCCCUAAGUGAUGAUUUAAACUGAUUUUAACUCUGAUACAUGUGCACCGUGCAGGCGUAUCUAGAUUGUAAGCUCUUUUGUGCAGGAUGCUCAUCAACCUAUUGUUCCUGUAACAUCUUGUAUUGUUAAAUAUCCCCCCCCCCCCCUUUUAUACUCUUGUAAAGCGCUGCAGACUAUUUUGGCGCUAUAAAAAUGACAACAAUAAUACCUAAAUCUGGAAUUAUGAAAACCUGAGAAGGUAAUUGUACAUUUUAGGGCAGACUUUUGAACUAAAAAUUACAAUUCUCUUGUAAGUUUUCCACAAUUCCCUGUUUGGCGAAUACACCCCAGAAUAAUCUAGGGAGGCAUUCAAGUUGCAUAUUUGUCUACCCUUGAAGUACACAGCAUAUUGGGAAAGGAACAUAAAAGCAGUCUUCCCCAUCACAUCCAUUUAUGCACCUUCAUAUCUGCUUUUUCCGUGUGUCUGGACAAUGAAUUUUAUGUAUGUGUUUAAAAACAAGAAGGAAGAGAGACAAUCUCUCCCAGCAGGAUUGCAAGGAUUCAGGCAUGUCCGCCUGUGUGUAGGAAUAUAUACAUAUUUGUGUAGGUAUAUUUAGUUGUUUAUGAGCUUUGUUUUAAGUCUGUGUAUUUCUUCUGUACAUGUUUAGCUGUGUAUGGUAGUGUAUAAACAAGUAUGUAUAUGUGUGUACAGUGUAAAAUAAAAUUACUAAACUUUGAACAUGUAUUUAAAUAUUGCUCAUGUCCCCACCCUCUAAACAAUUAAUAAAAAAUUGUCACCAUUACUGCA